Chelonoidis abingdonii (Abingdon island giant tortoise) is the source of this 1180-nucleotide messenger RNA. RefSeq names its product BRI3 binding protein (gene BRI3BP). Lineage: Eukaryota; Metazoa; Chordata; Testudines; Testudinidae. Gene Ontology annotation, cellular component: mitochondrion. The record is from RefSeq and is a predicted model, not a curated record.
AUGCUGGACGGCGGCCACAGGACUCCUCGGUUAGGGCGGCGGCGCCAGGUGCUCUCGGCCGGGAUCGAGCGACAUGGCGGCGGCGGCAGCGGGGCGGCUCGGCCCGGCCUGGCGCUGCUGCUCCUGCUGCUGCUGGGCGAGGUGGGGGGACCUGGAGCCUGGGCGGCCCGGAGCCGCGGCGCCGACAAGCAGAACAGCCUCCGCCGGGCGGCCAGCGGCAUCUACCAGGGGGUGAGCAGCCUGUUCGGCGAGGAGAACGUGCGGGCCCUGCAGAAGUUUUUCUCUAGGCUGACGGAAAGAUUUGUUUACGGUGUGGAUGUAUUAGUAGACACCGUCUGGAGAAUAUGGACUGAUGUGCUGGAUGUUCUUGGAAUUGAUGCUUCCAACUUGACUCAUUAUUUCAGCCCUGCAGCAGUUGCCAACAACCCUACCCGGGUUCUUCUGCUGAUUGGUGCUGUUUUACUUGCUUAUUGGUUUUUGUCUGUCUUCCUUGGAUUCUUCUUCUGUCUCUUACAUAUGCUGUUUGGUCGCUUCUUCUGGAUUGUAAGAGUUGCUCUGUUUGCCCUCUCAUGUGUAUACAUCCUCCAGAAGUAUGAAGGAGAACCAGAGCAUGCAGUCUUGCCUCUGUGCUUUGUUGUAGCAGUCUACUUCAUGACUGGGCCCGUUGGAUUUUAUUGGAGGAGAAACAGCAGCAGCAGCCUUGAGGAGAAGAUUGACCAUAUUGAUAGUCAAAUUAGACUUCUGAACAUACGUCUUACUAGGAUAAUGGAAAACAUGGACAGAGCUAAUGACCAAUGAAAUAAAACCUAUAGAUCACUUUACACCAGCUCACUAGAAGGUUACUAAGCACUCUCUCACUGAAAGUUACUAAGCAACAAAAUAUCACAUGAUAAAAAUGUGCAAUGUUAAAACUUUAGAUCAUGUGUUAAGAAUAAGAGUAAUUUAUCUAGACUAUACACUCAGAAACAUUACACUUGUAAAAUAAGAUAUGAGAUAUUAGCUGUAUAUUCAGAGAAUUUUAUCCAUGACGAGAAUUUUAUCAGUGAAAACGCUUACUUUUACAAGCUUUAAAAACAUCUUUUUGUAGAGUUUUUAUAAAAGCAAAUUGAGUAGUCUAUUUAAAAUAUUGAAGCUGAGCUGAGCAUUAUGCAAAUUUGACAUUAAAAAAAAUCUUACUCAA